AUGGGAGACGACAAUUCCAAACUGCAGGGACGAGGGCCCAAGUCUGGACCAAAAACUGCAAUGGGAACAACUCAGAGAAGAAACUCGGGUCUCCGAAGCUCCACAGAUGGGCAAAAGAGGUCGAAUUUAACUACGCUACCUUCUGUCGGAGACCCACCGCAGUUGGAGCACAAGGAUGAUGGCACUGACUUGUGUCACUCUGACCCCAAGCACGCAAUCUCAGAUACAUUGAACCAGCCCCAAUCGGAAAGUGCCGGGGCGUUACUUACUCGAAGCAAAGCGGCGCCACAGGGAAGAGAUAAGCAGCCCAGGAUCAACUCCACUUCGAAGGUCACUGCUGGAAUCAGACGCAAGGUACCCACUGUCUCUCAUGAAGGCGAUGGCCCAUUUACAAUCCAGUCUCGGACCAGCAAUCGACGAACCAGUAGUAAAACAAUGGCAGAUGACAAGUCGACCAGAAUUCAGGAUAUGACAGUUCGCUCUGGUGGUACCAAAACUCAACGUCUAAAAUUAACCUUACCGCGUGUGCCGAAGAGGCAACCCCAGCGCUCAAAUCGGAAGAGAUACACUUUAAAACUCAGGACUGAAGUUGAUUGGGAUGAAGAUCUCCGACCUACUGAUGGGGAGACGCCUUGGAACAGUCAUGAGCGUGGAACCUCUGUUUCCACGCCAUGUCCCGAGCUAAGUAGCGUGGAAGAGAGCAGCGUGAAGACAAAUCACAAACGAAAGGGAUCGAAAGCUGGCCCGCCAUCUGGAAAGCGCAGGAAAGCAGUGAAAGCAAAGAGCAGUACUGGGAAGAAGAACAUCCAACUGUCUCAACUGCCCCUGACUCUGGUGGACGCAGUUCCUUCGGUGCCUCCACAUCCAAAACAAAGCCCGAUCAAUCUCCGAUCCAACUCACAAACAGUCAAUCAUGAAUUCGCUAACACCAACAACAUGUCUGCAGUAUUGCAAUCUGCUUCAGCUCUGCCGAAACCAAAAGAAGCAGCUAGCCGCGAAAGGGUGGUUAUCGAAAUAUCUAGUGAUCCAUUGAUUUCCACUUCUUCGAGUCCUGACACCAGCAUGGACGUGCUCAGAAAUGAGGCAUAUCGAUAUCGGGUAACACGGACAACUAGCGAUGGGAGAGGAAAGGCUGUCGGCCAGAAAUUAGCCGAUGCGUUACGUGGCGUGGAGUUGCACACCCAACUUCGACCUGCUGUCGAGACAAGCUUACAAUCUACCCAUAAGGGCCGCGAUAGCACGAUUCAUGAUGAAGAACCCACAAUCACCUCGCCACAAAUUCACAUUUGUGAUAACCCCCAAAUUGAAAACUUACAAGCAGAUCAUCAUACACUUCAACACAAACAAGAAACAUUUGAACGCGUGUCCGAGGCUCCCAAAGUGACACAGAAUGUCGAAAUCCCGAGAAAUGUCACUAAUCCCCACAUCCUUGAUGCGAAAAUGGAACAGAAUCCUCCAAAACUACAGGAAAAGCCAUUGAGUCGUCAGUCCUCUACUCACAUGGAUUUUCAUAAGGAUAGCACGAAUCCUGGAGGUGGUGAACAAAGAGCCGGCUCAAAGGAACCUCUGAAGAAGAUCGAUCAGCUCGAAGAUUCUCAAAUCAAUUCCGAGUCACUACACCAUCCAAUCAACAACACCUUCGCCCACUAUCUGGAGUUGGAGAUAGACGCUGCGAAUGGGGGUCUGUCAAACGAACAAUAUAGGAAUCAUGAGACUCCCGAGUCUCAGAGACCUCUUCUGUCACCUCACACACCCUUCCAAUUCAUAUUCUACCCACCACCGAGAGACAGUAUAGCCAGUAUCGUCGAUUCAAAUGGUAGCCCUAGGCUUAUGCCAGGAACCAGUUUGCUGGUUGAACGAGCUCGAGCCCGGUUGGACCAUGUGAAGAUGCCCAGUGACGUGUCGAUUGCUAGUUCCAGUAUCAAAGAACGAAAUUCGGAUGGAUCCUCCUAUUACAGCUCCGACGAUGGACAGGUGUGGUCCAAAUACCAGCGAGACAUGUUCCUGGAAUAUGGGUUUGAAACGGAGUCUAUGAAGAAGAAGGCACAGGCCAUUUGCUCCAAAGAAAUUGCCGAUCAGGAUGCCAGUAAAACUCUCGACCUUGGGGUUGGAGCGCGCAAUCCAUCAGAAGUACUGUCCACGCUUUUCAGUGGGAUCUCUGAUAAUCCCAUAAUCACUGGGCCAGAUUUGCGGGGAAUUGAUGCAGGAAUUAUCUCCACUCAAGCACCGAACCUCCCCCACAAGAACGCAGAAGAAAGUAUACUACACAAUGUUUCUCAAACAGCGACCCGUGCUCCCCUACAGAUUUCUGAACCACAGCAAUCGUCUGUACCAGGCGAAACUAACCCACAGGAUUGGAUUAUCGCUCUACAGAAUGCUCAGAGAAGUGCGCAUGAAGUUGUACUGCAAACAAAUGAGCGCCUCUCCAGUCAACUUGCAAUAGAACAGGACACUAUCCAUCAAGUACUCCAGAUAUACCAACAGGGAUGCAAUCGCAUUCUCGAUGAAUUAUUUCAAGCGCAACAAGUUCGCAUGGGCCUCUACCAGCAACAAAUGACCACUGUGAAGGAGCAACACCGACAACUCUGCCAGAAUUUCAUUCGGGGGUUCCAAGAACUAGACCAUCGGGUCCAGGAUGGGUCCUGA
Messenger RNA from Penicillium malachiteum, 2646 nucleotides. RefSeq lists its product as uncharacterized. The transcript has 2 exons. Bases 1 to 2646 code for a protein of 881 amino acids. NCBI's taxonomy places the organism in Eukaryota, Fungi, Ascomycota, Eurotiomycetes, Eurotiales, Aspergillaceae. The record is from RefSeq and is a predicted model, not a curated record.